Knipowitschia caucasica is the source of this 564-nucleotide messenger RNA. The record is from the annotation of a GenBank genome assembly. Lineage: Eukaryota; Metazoa; Chordata; Actinopteri; Gobiiformes; Gobiidae.
AUGAGGGAGUUUUGUGACUCCGCCCCUUCACUCUGCUCUCCACUCCUUCUCUCCCUCUCUCUCACUCACACAAGACAAGACAACUGUGACGGAGCAGACCAGACAGUUGGACUCAUUAUGCUUCCCUCCACCCUGGUCCCCACAGCCACCCCAGCGGUCUCCCCUCUCCCCACCAACACCUCUUCCUUCCUGGACUCGGAGUUUCGCUAUGCCCUCUUCCCUCCCAUCUACGGCUUGAUCUUCGCCACGGGUCUUCUCGCCAACAUCUACGUCCUGUUCGUGAUUCGUUGUCUUCGCGAAGCUAGAGCCAUGGGCGAAAUUCGCAUCUACAUGACCAACCUCACCGUGGCGGACCUUCUCUUCGUGGUGACUUUGGUGCUGAUGGGGUUGAACUGUAUCCUGGAUCCGGUGGUGUACUAUUUCGCCACAAGGAAAUUCCGCAAGUUCAUCAUGCAGCAUCUGAAGAGGUUUGUCAAGGGCGAAGGCUGCUCCAACACGUCAACGUCACAGAUAUCCAUGGACAGCAGACCUCAAAUGCCGCUUCAGGACAUGGACAAGUGCUGA